GAGAGAAAAAGAGGAGAUAGGUACUCAGUGCAUCCUAAAACGUCCCCCGGCAGCUAUAAGCCUAUAGCAGCAUAUCAAGGGGCUGGACCAGGGCAAACCUGAUUCAGCCCUAACUAUAAGCUCUGUCAAAGAGGAAGGUCUUAAGUCUACUCUUAAACGAGGUGACUGUGUCUGCCUCCCGGACUGAAAUUGGAAGCUGGUUCCAUAAAAGGGGAGCUUGAUAACUAAAGGCUCUGGCUCCCAUUCUACUUUUUAAGACUCUAGGAACUACAAGUAGUCCCGCAUUUAGUGAGCGUAGCUCUCUAGUGGGGCAAUAUGGUACUACAAGCUCCUUAAGAUAUGAUGGUGCAUCACCAAUCAAGGCUUUGUACGUUAAGAGACGAAUUUUAAAAGUGAUUCUUGAUUUUACUGGGAGCCAGUGCAAAGCAGCUAGUGCAGGAGUGAUGUGAUCUCUUUUCUUAGUUUUAGUGAGAACACGAGCUGCAGCAUUCUGGAUCAACUGGAGGGACCUAAGAGACUUAUUAGAGCAGCCUGAUAAUAAGGAGUUGCAGUAAUCCAAAUAGAUCCACCAACGUCAGCAAGCCAAUGAUACCGGAUGCGUAAUAAUACAAACGGGGGGAAAGCAUGCGUCCACUGAUGCAGGAGAAAGGAAAGAAAGGCAGUGUUGAUCUUGUCAUGGGGUUUAACAAAACGAUAGAGGACCAGCCAUGUUGAGUAAACCCUGUGUGUGUACAGCAGGCAUGUCCUCCCUAUGCACUCUUCUUGGCAUCUUGUAUGUGUGUGUGAUCUGUACGCAACUGCAACCUUGCCUUUAACAAGCCGGACUUCAGGAGCGAGGGCAGUCCUCCUGCGCGCACCCCACCGCGCACAUCUGCAUCCACAGCCACAGACGCUCUCCGCUCCGAGCUCUCAACAUUACAUCGAGACUGUUUCUAUGAAAAGGAUUUUUUAAAAUCAAUUUGCCCAACAGCCGAAGCGACAUCAACUCAAGCCAACCCGCGUCCCCGGGGGUUCCAUAAUCCGUGUUUUUGUUGCUUUAUUGUCCUCGAGAUCAUCGAAACCAUACAAGACAAUGGUGAACAACAGAGAUCGCUGGAGGGUGUACAAGAGGGGGAGUGUCAUGUUCGUUCUGGCCGUGGUCGGGCUGACUGUUGUCCAUAGAGGAAGCAUCAAUAUAGGGGCUCCCUUCCAACUGGAGAGGCUGUCUCGCAUGGGAGGCUCUGAGGGAGUGAAGCAUGGAGCUGCUCGGGAAGACAAAAUGCCCUCGUACCUGGGGAUAAAAAGCUUCUGGAAGGCUAGCAAACGCCAGCCAGUGCCUAAAGCUGGAGCCAACACGCAGCGGCCCAGGAUCACUGAGGACAGCAGACCCAGAACCUGGGACGUGACCACCUCCAACUGCAGCUCCAACCUCAACUUCUCAAGUCAGGAAUGGUUCACAGGACUGGAGGACAAUUUCAAGCAGUUCAUGCUUUAUCGACACUGCCGCUACUUUCCCAUGCUCCUCAACCACCCAGAGAAGUGCACAGGGGAUGUAUAUUUGCUCAUGGUAAUCAAAUCUGUGGCCACCCAGCAUGACCGAAGGGAAGUCAUCCGUAAAACCUGGGGCAAAGAGCAGGUGAUUGACGGGAAAAAAGUCAAGACCCUCUUCCUUCUUGGUAAACCCUCCAGUGUGGCAGAGAGAGUGCACCAUCAGAAGCUAGUGGAGUACGAGGACUACAUCUACAGGGAUAUCCUCCAGUGGGACUUCCUAGACAGCUUUUUCAACCUCACACUUAAGGAGAUUCACUUCCUCAAGUGGUUCCACACUUACUGCCCCACUGUACGCUUUGUCUUCAAGGGGGACGAUGAUGUCUUUGUCAGCGUGGAGAACAUCUUGGAGUAUCUCGAUGGCAGCAACGAUGCGACAAACCUGUUUGUGGGGGAUGUUAUUUUCAAGGCUAAGCCAAUUCGUAGAAAGGAAAACAAAUACUACAUCCCCCAGGCGCUAUAUAAUAAGACACACUACCCUCCAUAUGCAGGUGGAGGGGGUUUUCUGAUGGAUGGGAGCCUGGCAAGGAGGCUUCACUGGGUGGCAGACACCCUGGAGCUCUACCCCAUCGAUGACGUCUUCUUGGGCAUGUGUCUGGAGGUGCUUCAGGUCACUCCUAUAAAACACAAUGCCUUUAAGACGUUUGGCUUGGUGAGAAAUAAGAGCAGUAAGUUGAACAAAGAGCCUUGUUUCUUCAAGAGCAUGAUUGUGGUGCACAAGCUGCUCCCGUCGGACCUCAUGCACAUGUGGAAUCUUGUCAACAGUGACCUGGUCUGCUCGCAGAAAGUGGAGAUCCUAUAGUUGACGGGUCCACCGGGUACGGACAGCAGCGAGCGGAGACGUACCUCGGUGGAUACUAUAAUGCCCGAGAGUCCUGGUAAACCCUCCUUUAUGGGGAGAGGGAAACAUGAGCAAUAUGUAAAUUUGAUUUUUUUCCGGAAAAGUCAAGUAAAUUAUUCAGAGAUUUUAAAGGAUGUAGAAUUGUGUAUUUAUAUCGGCAUUUUGAAUGACUCACACUGUCAGUAUGCAGAUUCAUAGACAACGACCUAAGUUAUGAAUGUCUUGGGCCAGAAACCUUGUGGCAGUGAGCUGUCAUCAAAUCACCAAUGAUAGUGAGCCCAUUAAUGUGAAUCCACUUUAAAAAUGUAGACUAAAAAAUUAUUAUGAGGACAAGUGGUAAACAGAACCCUGAAUAUGUACUUGUAUUAUGUGUCUUUAAAAUAGGAGGGAAAUACUGUUUGGUUUAGUUUAAUCAUGAAAAUAAAAGGGCAGUUACCGUUAGUUGGUGCCUUUAAGUCUUGGGUUCCAAAGCCACUGCACCUCUAGGCAUGCUAACAUUUUGGGUUUGUACUUCGUGUUCCAUGGUUUUACACAUUACACAUUGCCUUCACUUGGACCAGUAUGGCAUGUUGCAGGGGCCUUAAGUCGAGUAAGAGAAUGAAAGAACUCUCUCUACCUCAGUGAUACGGGCCAAAAAAAUCCUUUGAUUGCAUCACUGGUCACCUUUUCUACUCUAAGUGUAACCAGGAUACCCUUAUCUUCAUAUGCGUUAUACGUUUCCUUUAUAUGGAGGUAUGAUUUGAAUCACUUUUGUAACAUAGAGGUCUUUGCACUUUUUUUUCUCCUUUGGGAACAUGACUGACUUGAUCUGUACGUCUACACUCCGACACGACUGGGAAAGAAACGUACCCGUUUGCUGUCAGUGGAUUUGAAUGUGCUGACAUACUUGACAUGGAGGGUUUACAACAACACUGUGAACUAAAACUACUGCUGGUACGAAUACAUGACAUGUUAAUUUAAUCCCCAGUAAAAGGGGGCGAUUGUGGGAUGGGGGUAUUUAAUUUAAAGAGACAAGCAUAUUAAUGGGAUGUUCAUGGUUAUGUAGCUGAAUGUUGUGGGUGUAGUGGGUGAUGAUUAUGUCUUGGUAAUGUAAAUAUAUCAAAAUAAAAAUGUACAUUCAAUGUCAUUUGUAAAUAAAUAAAUAUCUUAACAGUA
Messenger RNA from Pseudoliparis swirei, 3523 nucleotides. RefSeq names its product UDP-GlcNAc:betaGal beta-1,3-N-acetylglucosaminyltransferase 7 (gene b3gnt7). The record is from RefSeq and is a predicted model, not a curated record. NCBI's taxonomy places the organism in Eukaryota, Metazoa, Chordata, Actinopteri, Perciformes, Liparidae. Gene Ontology annotation, cellular component: membrane. The transcript is spliced from 2 exons. Gene Ontology annotation, molecular function: hexosyltransferase activity. The coding region runs from base 1073 to 2329 and encodes 418 amino acids.